Messenger RNA from Radiomyces spectabilis, 360 nucleotides. RefSeq names its product ParB/Sulfiredoxin. Gene Ontology annotation, molecular function: sulfiredoxin activity. NCBI's taxonomy places the organism in Eukaryota, Fungi, Mucoromycota, Mucoromycetes, Mucorales, Radiomycetaceae. The coding region runs from base 1 to 360 and encodes 119 amino acids. The record is from RefSeq and is a predicted model, not a curated record. Gene Ontology annotation, biological process: cellular response to oxidative stress. Gene Ontology annotation, cellular component: cytoplasm. The transcript has a single exon.
AUGAGCGAUACACCUACAGAAGUCGAUAAUUUCUCAAUCCACGGAAACGCUGUCAGCGAAGUUUAUGAUAUCCCUAUGUCAUGCAUCAACCGACCUAUACCUUCGCAGUUGGAUCGUGACAAAGUGGAAGAAAUGAAGCGUGCGCUGCAGGACGAAAACCAUAACCAAGACUUGACACCGAUCGACGUUCAUCAUGUAAAAUACAAAGGGGAUGACUACUAUUUCGCUUUUGGAGGUUGUCACCGAUGGGCAGCGCAUAAAGAACUCGGUCGAGAAACCAUUCGAGGCAAGCUGAUCAACACACCCCCGGGCGUCAUCAAAACGUAUCUCGGUUCAUCAUCACCUUUCAAAGAUGCUUAA